Messenger RNA from Dioscorea cayenensis subsp. rotundata (Guinea yam), 1390 nucleotides. Its product is annotated as protein STRICTOSIDINE SYNTHASE-LIKE 5-like. The transcript is spliced from 4 exons. The record is from RefSeq and is a predicted model, not a curated record. NCBI's taxonomy places the organism in Eukaryota, Viridiplantae, Streptophyta, Magnoliopsida, Dioscoreales, Dioscoreaceae. The coding region runs from base 97 to 1221 and encodes 374 amino acids. Gene Ontology annotation, biological process: biosynthetic process. Gene Ontology annotation, molecular function: strictosidine synthase activity.
ACUAGCAUUGAACUUAUCACUCAAUUCUAAAUUAUAAAAAUAUCCCAAUUCCCAAUCAAUUUAUAUGCAUCCAUCCAAUUCUCUUCUCACAUAAUCAUGGCCAAUUUCCACUGGUAUCUCCUUCUACUCCUUCUCAUCAUCCCCAUACUCAUCUCUUCCUUCAUCUAUCAGCUUGACACCUUUGACGCAGCUCCACUUCCAAACGAUCAUGACUACUUCUCGGAGACCAUAUCAGUGCCCAAGAGACACAACCACGUUCUUUCUGUGAGCGAGCGUGUAGGGGAGGGGCUUCUUUUUGGUCCCGAGGACUUAGCGUAUGAUGCUGACAGGGGCCUGCUUUUUACUGGUUGUGACGAUGGAUGGAUAAAAACAGUGAAUCUCCGAGAUGAUGAUGAUGAUUAUUUGAAGGUUGAGAACUGGACUUUCGUCGGUGGCCGGCCUCUUGGGCUCGCCUUGGCAAAGGAUGGAAGUCUUGUUGUUGCCGAGCCUUAUCAGGGGCUUCUUUUGAUUAGAGAGAGGGGCAAGGUAGAGCUUUUAACAGAGUCGGCUGAGGGAUUGAGAUUUGGAUUAACUGACGGCGUAGAUGUGACGUUAGAUGGCAAGAUCUACUUCACUGACGCGUCCUAUAAAUAUCCGCUCAAGGAUUAUAUGCUGGACGUGAUGGAGGCGAGGCCGCACGGACGACUCUUGAGUUAUGAUCCGAAGACAAAUCAGACGCUGGUUCUUGCCCUAGACCUCUACUUCGCCAAUGGUCUUGCACUCUCUCCUGAUGAACAUGCCAUUGUUUUCUGUGAGACAUUGUUGAGGCAAUGCAAAAAAUAUCACAUCAAGGAUGAGAAAAAGGGAACCAUUGAGCUUUUCAUCCAAAAUUUGCCUGGGUUCCCUGACAAUAUACGUUAUGAUAGGGAAGGCCACUAUUGGAUUGGCCUUACAGCGGGGAAGACUCGUUUAUGGGAUCUAAUAUUUAAGUAUCCAUUUAUAAGGAAAUUAUUGGUUGCUCUAGAGAAGUAUAAUGUGAAAAUUCCAAAUGGAAUGGUGAAUGGUGGUGUGUUGAGUGUGGAUUUGGAUGGGCGACCAGUUUCUUUAUAUUCAGAUAAGGGCUUGUACCAUGUCACAGGCGGACUCAAAGUUGGCAAGUAUCUCUACCAAGGAUCACUUACAAAGCCUUAUCUCAAUCGCAUUGAUCUCAAUAAACAUGCAGCACAGGCCAAGUAUGAAUGAAAUGCAUUUCUUUCCUCUAGAUGUCAUGGGUUUUGCUAGGGCUCACGACUAAAAGUAAUGCCUUGUAAAGCUUUUUCUUCAGUAAGAUUUUAGAUUUACUGAUGUUGGUUCUUUCUGAACUAUGUAGUCCUUGAUUUGGACGGUUACUUAAUUAAGUUUUCGUUGUACA